Molecule: messenger RNA, 10059 nt
Organism: Myxocyprinus asiaticus (Chinese sucker)
Lineage: Eukaryota; Metazoa; Chordata; Actinopteri; Cypriniformes; Catostomidae
Product: microtubule-associated tumor suppressor candidate 2-like
Exons: 10
Coding region: 204-1319 (371 amino acids)
Cellular component (GO): cytoplasm; nucleus
Molecular function (GO): microtubule binding
Source: RefSeq, a predicted model, not a curated record
UUUGGAGAAGAAGUUUAUUGCUCUUUGGAGUCAGCACAGAUGUUUGUAUGACAUAUCACAUAUGUCAUAUCAUGACAGACCAUUAAAAGAAAAAAAAGUGGUUGGAGAUUGCUGACAAACUCAGUGUACAUGUACGUCAGAAAUCAUGUGUUGCCCGUCUGGGUGGCCGUGUGGAGGGUGUGGAUGCCGAGCGGGAGCGUCUGAUGGUGCAGAGACUGAAAGAGAGGUGUGAAGAUCAGGCCCGGCAGCUGAUUAACCUGCAGGAUGAGCUCAGGAAGGCUUCUCGAUGCCUCGAUGUGUUCAGCAUUACCACUCAAUACUUCUGCCAGAAGAGUGAGAGUGGUGCUGUGAAGGAGAGGGAGUUGUCCCUGCAGUUAGCCAGGAUCAGGAAUGAAGUGGUGGUCGGUGUUCAGCGGUGGGAGCAUCUGCAGGGUGAGAAGGCCCAACUGGAGCAGAGUUUUGAGCGGGAGCUGAGAGAACUCAAAGAGCAGCAAAAGAGGGAGCUCAAGGCCCUGCAGGAGAGACUGGUAAAGGAGCAGUGCUCUGAGAUACAGCAACUCCAGCAACAGCAGAGCAACCACCUGGAGCAGCUCUGCUCCCAGCACCAGGAACAGUUUGAGGAGAUGAGUGAGAAUCAUGAGACAGCCCUGAUGGAGAUGGAAGCAACUCACAGUGCCACUCUGGCCACACUACAGGAAGAACACACCAGAACCAUCAAGAAUAUAAAGAUGGCACAUGAGCAACAGAAGAAAUCCAUGGAAGAGGAAUUUGAGAAGCUCAGACUCUCACUGCAGGAUCAGGUGGACACUCUAACAUUUCAUAACCGCACUCUGCGAGACCGGGCCAAGCGUUUUGAAGAAGCUCUAUGCAGAAGCACAGAUGAGCAGAUAGUGGAUGCCCUCGCCCCAUAUCAGCAUAUCGAGGAGGACCUGAAGAGUAUCAAAGAGGUUCUGGAGAUGAAGAACCAACAGAUUCAUCAACAGGAGCUCAAGAUCUCAGAACUGGAGAAAACGGCUCAAACAAAUGUACUUUUGGAGGAGCGUAUUCAGGUGUUACAGCAGCAAAAUGAAGACCUGAAGGACAGGAUUGACCGCAACCUUGCCAUGUCCAGGCAACUGUCUGAGGAAAAUGCCAACCUGCAGGUGUACGUGGAGAAAGAGAGCAAUGAGAAGAAACGACUGAGUCGCACCAAUGAAGAGCUUAUGUGGCGGCUUCAGACAGGAGAGUUGAGCCCUCGAAUGUCUCCAACCCAGUCACCCCUUCAUCGGCCAUCCUCAAGUCCCACGUCCCCCUCCCGAGUACAGCCCUUUCCUAGAUGAGUCUCCGAUUCUCUGUCUCUCUUACGCUGUCUUUCACACUCUAUUUCUUGCACACUAUUUCUUUCCAUUCUAUUCUGUAUCUCUAACUCAUAUUUCCCUUCUUGUGGAUUCUCAUUGGAAGGAGCAGAAGAUCCUCCCAUGCCAAUUAAAAAUGAGAAAAUGGUCACAUUUUCUGUUUCAUCUCUCCAAUGGCAUGUCUCAACACAGUUUUGGCCAAUUCCUGUUCAGUGUUAUUGUAUUUAUUGGAAGUUGCUGUUUAUUGGUCCACUCUUACUGAAUAGUUAUUGGCUUGAUACAGUGGGGCGAAUUCUCUGAACAGUUGUGGCAACUUAGCACAUGGUAUUUCAGCACAAAGACCUGCAUCUUAUUCCUUAACCACCCGCAAUCCAACAUGACCAGGUGUUUAAUGCGCAGACGUAUUUAAAUUUUGGAAAAUGUGUACACAGCAAAAUAUAUUCUUAAAGAGAAAUUUUGCCCUGCUUUCCAGAAAAAAUACCUUAAAAUCUUGAAACAAAUAUCUAUUUACCUGAUAUAUACCAAAACUAUACUUUUCAGAAAAUGUAUCAUAAAUACAAGUGCUUUUGUUUUGUGGCACUUAAAAAAAAAAAAAAAAAAAAAAAAAAAAGAAAAACAGUGACUCAGGUGCUAAAACAACAGUGCAUGCAAAUAAAUCAGUGGCUGCAAUUCAGUCUUAGUGAAUUCCCCCCAGUGAUUUUACAAAGCCUCAGUAAGGGGUCAUUCACACCAAAAAUCUAGAUGCAGCACCACGAACUGAACUAGUGUCUCAAGAUGUGUUUUUAACAGUAUAAGUUCUUUUUAACUUGACAGCGUCUCUAAAAUACUUGGCGCUCCUACACAAGAUGUUGAAAAGACAGCGAGAAGAGGUGCAAUGGUAAAAUGUAUCUGCAUGUUUACAUAGAAAAACUAUUUAAGAAACCAUGUGGAUGGAUGCAAAAACCCAUCGGUGUGAACGGACCCUAUAAGUGUUUCUGAAUAUCAAAACUUCUUUAUUAUUAUCAUCAUUACUUACUUCCCCAAAUUCCCCAUUUGUUUCUCUCUUCCAUGGCACACAAAAAGAGUUGGUCUCGUUUAACAUUUACUUUCAUUGUAUAUAGAAAAAAACAAUGCAAUCAAAGUUAAUAGUGACUGAGGCUGUCCAUAACAUUCUGCCUAAGAUCUCAUUUUGUGUUCCAUUGAAGAAAGAAAUUCAAACAGGUUUGGAACAUUAUGAGGGUGAGCAAAAUGAUGACACAAUCUUUAUUUUUGGGUGAACUAUCCAUUAAAUGAACAAAUACAAUCCUAUAUCAGAAUUAUCAGAAAAAGGAAUGUUAGGCUCUUUUUUGAUUUUAUGACUUUGUGUCCAUCACAGUGUUGUUCAUUAUGAUGUUUCACAGGCAGUGUUGAAAUGUACUUUUUUUUUUUACUUUGUACAUAGCGUAGUGCAGAAUGGAUUUGGCUAUUGGGCUUGCACUGAUGUUUUCCAUUUGAACAGGACUUCAUAGUGCUUACUCUCCAAACUUUGCUUCUGAUCUCAAGCUUUUCCAAAGAUUGUUCAGGACAACAUAUCAGGUUUACUUGGGGGAUUUUCCUUCACUUGCCUUUUUUAAAUCUAAGCCACCCACCAGCAACUUUCUGUGCAAGCCCAGGCAUUAUUGUAAUCAAUGCAUCCAGCAGGAAAAUUCAGGAAGACAUCUCUAUAGGCAAGUUUAACCUGGACAUCUGUCAUUUCAAUCAACAGUUUCAAGAUGUCAAAUACAACCUUAUAGUGUAUUUGAAAUGUAUAGGACACUACUGCCCUGCAAUGGUAAAAUGUUUUGGAUCACUGUGGUUUGGCUUGGUUUUGUGCUGCCUUCAUGUGCUAUCAGAUUUAUUGUAAAUACACAUUGCAUUGCACUUAAACACCCCUCAAAUUGUGAUUAUGAUUGAAAACUUUUGAGAUAAUUUUGAUACCAAAGUUAAGUAUGACCGAAAACCUUUCAACUUGGCGAAGAUGAUGACAGUUUCAGUAGUAGGUUUUGUUCAUUUAAAACUCGAUUGAGUGUUAACCUACAAAUCCUCUUUUUUUCAUUUCACAUUUGCUUUUUAUGACAAUAUUGAUUAGGAUCAGGCUUAAAGGUGCACUCCGUAAGUUUUUAGCUGGCUCAUACUCGUUCCGUCUGUUCCAGUAGUACUUGUGGUUUUGAACUCUAUACUGACACCCAUCGUCGUGGAUACUGAAAGUUUGUUUACUAAUUCCUGCCCUUUACACUGAUUUUUAUUUUAUUUUUUCAAUUUGGAAUGCCCAAUUCCCAAUGCCCUCUAAGUCCUUGUGGUGGCGUAGUGACUUGCCUCAAUCGGGGUGGCGGAGGACGAAUCUCAGUUGCCUCCGCAUCUGAGACGUCAACCCUCGCAUCUUAUCACGUGGCUUGUUGAGCGCGUUACCACAGAGACACAGCGCGUGUGGAGGCUUCACGACAUCCACCGCGGCAUUCACGCACAUCUCACCACGCACCUCACCGAGAGCGAACCACAUUAUAGCGACCACGAGGAGGUUACCCCAUGUGACUCUACCCUUCAUAGCAACCGGGCCAAUUUGGCUGCUUAGGAGACCUGGCUGGAGUCACUCAGUACACCCUGGGAUUUGAACUCAUGAACUCCAGGCCCCCUACACUGAAUAUUUUUGUUUUGUUACUUUUAAUCUGUGUUUUUCUCCAUCUCAUACUACACACAUCCCUAUAAUGGACAUUCUUGGAUUUAAUCCAAACAAAUUUUUGUACAUUGUUGCUUGCUGGACUGUGACCGUGUAGCCACGGCUCGCAAGCUCUCUUCCGGGCUGAUGUCACGCCGUUUAUCCCUUCGUGCCGUGAGAGCUGCAGGUAGUGUCGGAUUGUUUCAUGAUCAAUGCCACUAUCGCUCUGGACCAUAGUACUGUUGACUUGGGCUCCGUUGUUUUCAGUAGUAAGUAUAUUAUGUUUGUUGUUUUAUUGUUUGGCUUGCUUGUUUUGUUUACAUGUACUUUUAUGUUCGAGCAUUACCUGAAAGCUCUAUAUAAAGGAAAUAUGUUAUGAUUAUUGUCAUUAUUAGUGGUAGUAACUCAGUCAAGUGCAUGAAAGUGUCAUGUGCCGUCAACAUGGCAGCGCCCAUGAGGGGGCGUCACGCUCAAUGUGAAAUUAAACAGCUUUUAUUCGGUUACUAAUAUGACUUGAGUCUUCAUCUAAUGUGAGUGUGCAUCAUUUUCAACAUUUUUCUAAAAAAAUGCUAUUCAUGUCUUUAUGUGUGAAACUUUUUUAAUUAGGAAAAACAUAGUGCACCUUUAAGGUUUAGGGUAGGGAUUAAGGUUUUGUUGAUUUAAAACAUGAUAGAGCAUUAACUUGGGGGCCUGGGUAGCUCAGCAAGUAUUGAUGCUGACUACCACCCCUGGAGUCAUGAGUUCGAAUCCAGGGCGCGCUGAGUGACUCCAGCCAGGUCUCCUAAGCAACCAAAUUGGCCCGGUUGUUAGAGUGGGUAGAGUCACAUGGUGUAACCUCCUCGUCGUCAUGAUUAGUGGUUCUUGCACUCAAUGGGGCGCGUGGUAAAUUGUGCGUGGAUCGCGGAGAGUAGCAUGAGCCUCCCGUGCUGUGAGUCUCUGCGGUGUCAUGCACAGCAAGCCAUGUGGUAAGAUGCAUGGAUUGACUGUCUCAGAAGCGGAGGACUUUUCCUCCGCCACCUGGAUUGAGGUGAGUAACCGUGCCACCACGAGGACCUACUAAGUAGUGGGAAUUGGGCGUUCCAAAUUGGGAGAAAAAGGGGAUAAAAAAAAAAGAAACUUAUCAGUUUGGGAGAAAAUGUAACUUGCUUUUAGCACCACACAGUGGACAUUUCACCUUGGCUCUUCCGCGAUGCGUGUAAGUAACCAUAUAAUAUUAUUUUGCAAAAAUGUUGCCACGGUCGCAUAAUAGUAAUCAAGCUCACAGGUCGGCUAUUCUCUUCGAUCAUAAAGCUCUUGAACAUGACAUACUCGUAAUUACUACAGAUGGGAAGGAGGAUCGCCUGACAAGCACAUGAAGACAGCAUUAGUGUGGAUUUUAUACACACAGGACAGAUCAUUAUCUAAGAGACCCAAUUUCAGUCACAACUCAAUUUUGACAAAAUGUGUAGUUAAUGUGUUUUGCCUUUGCGCUGAAAUUAACAUGGUAAUGCAAACAUUUAAUCAAAAUAUUUGACUUUUAAUGUGGAUUUACACUCUUUUUGUCAUGUAUUUCAAAACAUUUUAGGUGUUUUCAAGUGACUGCUAUAAAGGAUGCUAAAUUAGCAUGGACUGUAGUGUACUGCAAAACUACAGAGUGCCAUUUUCUUUUGUAUAUCUGCUUUUUUUUUUUAAAGGUAAAACAUCUUCAUGCCUCUUAAGUUGCUUUGUUUAGAGAAAUGUCCAGAAAUCAUUAAAGGGUUAAUUCACCCAAAAAUGAAAAUUCUCUCAUCAUUUACUCACCCUCAUGAUAUCCCAGACAGGGCCGGCGAUAAGGGGGGACAACUGGAACUUUUGUCCCGAGCCUGGGCUUGUGGGGGGCCCGGACUGUGGGGGUGGCACAAAGACUGUUCCAUAUUGAAGAGUGCAUCUAAACGUAUUCAGCGGGAGAUAAGGAUAUAAACACGGAGACAGUACGCAACAUCAAAAGCCGUCUGGGUAGCGCACGUUGAUGGGAUAUCACUGUCCAUUGCAUAAACGUUAUCCAUACGACACCAGUUGUUAAAUUAACGUCUUCUGAAGUGACAUGAUCGAUUUUGGUCUGAAAAAGUUCAAUAUUCAAGUACAUUUUUAACUCUAAAUCAUCGCUUCUGGUCAGCAGCGGUAUGCACGUGUGACAUAUUCAUAUUGGCACAUGAGACACAUGAGAACUGAGGCACAUGCAACACGCUGUUUACAAGUGAGGAGGAGGAACGCUGUACAGAAGCUUCGUUGGUUUUGGUUUAGAUCUGUAUUUAUCUGUUUCUUUACUCACAGUGGUGCGUUUGUGUGCUUAUCCUAGAUGUCUCAACCAAGAGGAGAAUGUGAGAUCAUGUCCAUAACAUGCCUACGCAAAUACAUCACAUGAGAGAGCAUGUGAACUCAGUGCUCUGGUGAAGCUUACCGGAAGCGAUGGUUUAUAGUUAAAAGGUACUUAAAUACUGAUCUUUUUCGCACCAAAAGGGAUCGUGUCGCUUUAGAAGACAUUUAUUUAACCACUAGAGUCGGAUCAAUGAUGUUUACGCUGACUGUCAACUUGCAUUUUAAGGACCUACUGAGCUGAGAUAUUUUUCUAUUUUUCUUCAAAUGUGUUCAGCAGAUGAAAGAAUGUCAUACACACCUGGGAUAUCAUGAGGGAGAGUAAAUGAUUAGAGAAUUUUCAUUUUUGGGUGAACUAUCCCUUUAAUCAAGAAAACCCUGUGAAUUUGAUGCCACUUUUAUCUGUCAUGGCUGUUCAUAUUCCUUUGCUCUGUACAGUAGGCUAUGUAAAAUAAGUCUUCCGGUUGCUCUGACCCAGAUAAUAUGCUUAAACUGCAUUCAUGUGGACACUACUGAGGGCCUUUGUCCUAUAUUUGUAGAUGUUUGGCUGCACAGUAUUCAGCUGAAAUGUUUGCGAAAGCACAGCGCAAGUUCAACAGAGCACCAUGUUUACAUUUUAAGUUAGCAACACAGGUUGGCAAGUUAUAAUGAUUACCUAACCUGUUGAUAUGAAAAUGCAGAAGGCCUCUACAUAGAUGCUUAUUUAUAGAUGUUAUACAUUCAGGGUAUAAAACAUCAAAGCCAUGAUCUCAUUAUAGGAAGAGCUCUAAAACUGAAAAUCAUAUAGUAUGAAAAUUAUACAGUAAUAACCCGGCUUUAGGCAAAUAGACAGAAACUCAGUUUAAAAAGUUGUGUAUUUCAUAUCCCCCUUGAAUGUCUUAUUGGGGUGUUACAACAAGGCACCAUAUGUGGAAUUAAGUGGAUCAUCUUUACCUCAGCACUUGUAAUUUUUUUAUUUAUUUUUUUAUUUUUAUUUUUUAAGAAAUCUGACGUAGGGUUAAAAGAAUUCCAGGUUCAAUAAAAGUUAAGCUCAAUCGACAGCAUUUAUGGCAUAAAGUGGAUUGCUACAAAAAAUUCAUUUGACCCAUCCCUUAUUUGUUUUAAAUAAAAGCAAAAAUUAUGGUAACAACAAGGUACUUACAAUGGAAGUGAAUGGGGGCCAGUCUAUAAGCCUUAAAAUACACAGUUUCAAAAGUGUAGGUACAAGAUGUAAAAAUUGUUUAUGUUAACAUGAUUUUAGUGUGUAUUAAAAUCGCUUACUAAUCUUAUUUUAGCAGGUAAAUCUCAGAUUUUAGCACACUUAAAUCAUGUUAACAUGUUAACAUCUUGUGUCAAUGAGGUUUUGUAACAAGAAAUGUGAGAACCAAAGGCGUUUGCCAUUAUUGGUGUCAAAUGGUGUCUAUUUACAUUUUGUUUUUGCAGUCUGUAUUACUUUUUGUCCAUUUAGGCCAGAGCUCUGAUAUAGACAGCCUGAACUCAUGAAAUUUAUGUAAAUAUGACAGCAUUUUUGCCAUUCAAAAUUGACGUGCUGUAUAACACGUUUGGCUGCAGAUUUGCAGUGAAAUUUCCAGCUGGGGGCACCAAAAGCAAGUAAGAUGAUGUCAUAUUCAGAUGCAGUUUUAAGGUGAAUUUAAAAAUUAGAAAAAAGGAAAAACCAUACCCCCCUAACCUAAAACUUUUGUCAGUAGUGUUUUAAAAUAUAUAUGAGACGUUAAAAAAGACAACCUUACCUUAUCAAUGCCUAAACCUAAAAAGCAAAAUUUCUGAAGCAACCAUGUAAUCUUGUGCCGUUUCGAUGACUUUAUCUUGUCACUUAUCAGCUUGAGUUCAUGGCUGGCCCUGAACCGCAGUCCUCCGACUCGAGUCCAACACCCCAUCAGGUGAGCUACUGUGCAAGUUAUUCAUGUUGGUAUAAGUGUAUAAAUGUAGGUGGGUCUGUAAUACAAGCAUUAAAAUGUAUCGUUUUUCGACAGAUGUGUAAAAGGUGUGUUGAUAUCAUAAAAUAGCGGUGUCUGAGUAAUAGAGAGAAAAAAAUAAGUAUUUACAAGUUAUUAUCAGCCAUUAAAGUCAUGAUUUGAAAAAAAUAAGCAUUUAUAAGUUAUUAUCAGCCAUUAAAGUCAUGAUUUGAGUGAAAAAGAAUAAAUCAGUUGUUGUAGCACUUCUAGUGUUCAGUUCACCUGGAAACUGCAGGGAAUUGUACUUGGAAAAAUGGUUUUGCAAAAAUGUAUAUGUAGAGUCUAGUUUUCACUAUGAGACCAGGUUGGAUAUAGAAGAAGAUAAUCAGUGUGUAACCACUGACAAUUUGGUCUGUUUCUUAUACAAAGCUAUUGUUUGACUACAGAAGACUUUUUUUGGCCAUUUUGGAGUCCCCGUUUACUUUCAUUAUAUGGAUAAGAUUGGCCAGGAUGUUCUUAAACAAGCUUUUGUGUUCCACUGAAGAAAGAAAGUCAUAUGGGUUUGGUGACAUGAGGGUGACUAAGUGAAAAUUCUUUCAUACUGUACUCACUCUAUUGGAUGAACUGUUCUGUAAGUAAUGCUAAAGUUGUCGUUGUCCUAAGGGGGCAAUAUACUUGUUUUUCUUAUUUUAUUUUGGUCCAAGUAUACUUAUAAGUGCAGCUAUUAAUCAUGAGCUUCAAUUACAUGUUUUAUGAUUUGAUUAUGUGAUGUGACUAUAAAAUCAUUAGUUUACUUUCUUCAGCCUUAAAAUUCAUGCAAAUCCCAAAAGAGAUCAAGAGAGAGAGAGAGAGAGAGAGAGAGAGAGAGAGAGAGAGCAGUGCUUGAUGUUGCCAUUUGCAAACACCAAAACUUAAAAUUGUUGAUUUUUCUUUACACCAUUGUAUUACUGAAUUUUAUUUUGUGUUCAUUUACAAAGUAUCAUUACCUCCAGUCUUACUCAGAGAUCUCUCAGGUUAAGAAUGUGUUACAUGCCAUAUGUCAUUACAUGUCAUGAAAAUACAUUUAUUACAGGUUAACCCAAUACACUGUUAAACACGCACAUGUUCUGUCUUCAGUAAACAAUGUCAUAUGUACAAUGAUUCAUUUAAAGCUUGGCAUCACUGUAUUAUCACAUUUGUACAUUUAUUUCACUCAAAUGACAAUUAAAAGGAAAGCUCUGAAUGAAAUCUAAAACUACCUGUUUGCCGAGAAAAAAAGCUUCUCUGCUUCAGUUUCAUAUAGCUGUCCGCUUGUAUUAGUCUGACGUCUACCUUUGAAAUAUAAUUUAAAUGUAAUCUUUCUAAAUCAGGUUCUGAAAUACACUGAUUUUUUUUUCUUGUGUGUGUCCCGUGGACAUAAUUAUGGAAUUUCUGAAUGUUUUGUCCUAUUCUUAAAAUGCAAAACAAACACAACUAUCUGUUAUUGGAUAUUUAAGGGAGGAUUAUAACAUGCACUGGGUUAUUAAAGUUCCCUGUUCUUAUUUCUUUUUUUUUGUUGUACAGCUUGUAUGAGCUCUACUGUAUAUGUGAACUGUUACAGCACAUGUUAAAAAGCAUGUCUUAAAGCUGUAUAAUUUUUGUUCAAACCUUGUUAGUGUAGCUUACCUCGCAGUUCUUGUGAUGCAUUCAAAAACUCUUCUGACAGUUAUGUUGCACUUUGGGUUUUAAGUAUUAAAAGACUAUGUAAAUGCAUCCGGUUACUAAUUUUAUUUAUAUGUUAUUUACAAAUGAUGUUCAAGUCCCUUAAAGCAUGCUCAGUUCUUGAUUUAGAUUGGUUCCCUCUUAAAAGGUUUUUUCAAUAUUA